Molecule: messenger RNA, 1739 nt
Organism: Manduca sexta (tobacco hornworm)
Lineage: Eukaryota; Metazoa; Arthropoda; Insecta; Lepidoptera; Sphingidae
Exons: 4
Coding region: 233-1492 (419 amino acids)
Source: RefSeq, a predicted model, not a curated record
GGUGUGGUGGGAGUCGCGUUGAUUGUUCGAAUUAAUGGCAAUCGGUUGCAAUCAAUUUGCGGUCACUAAACGACACGGAGCGAGCGCUGUCUCGUCGUUCAGUUGUUAAUUCGUGAUAACAAUUAUUGUGUGACAUCGGAGAUUCGAACGAGAUGAAAUUUAGGCGAGAUAUUUUAAAUUAAGCCGCGCUGAUUUGUGACGCUGAGUGGCCGCUUGUCUAAAUACCGGCAAGAUGGUGCUCCAGUUCGAAGGUGCAGUUAAUAAUAUCAGUGAGGUGCAGCUGGCUUUCAUUCGCGACGUCCUAGAAAAAAGAGGAUAUAAAGAUACCAAAGUAACUAUUGAAGCAGUGGGAAAAGCAGGAGACAACUAUGUAGCCAAUGUUAAAAGAAUCAUUCUCAAAAAUGAACAUGGAGAAUUCAAAAUGAUUGCGAAAAUUGCCUCACAACAGGAAGAGUUAAGAAUGACCGCAGGUAUGCAGCAAAGUUUCAGACACGAACAUAUUAUGUAUACGUUGAUCCUUCCUAAAUAUCAACAGCUGGAAGAACAAGCAGGCUUACAUAAAAAUGACAGACUGAGAUUUGCAGAGUGUUACGGAUCGUUAUCCGAGCCACCGCAUGAAGUGAUCCUUUUGGAAGACUUGCAAGUAGCAGGCUUCAGCAUGAUGGAUAGAUUUACGCCACUAUCCGAUCAAUGCAUCAGGUCAAUGCUGAGAAACCUUUCUAUUCUGCAUUCUCUUUCAUUCGCACUUAAAUAUAAAGAACCAGAAACAUUCAAUGAAUACAAAAAUAAACUUAGUGACCCGCCAUCAAACGAAGAACCACGCAAAGAGCUACUGUAUUACUGGUCCCAUUUAGAAAACACUGCUGUUGGCAUAGUCGAGGGAGAUGUGAGAAAAAAGCAUCUUAACAAAUGUGUUAGCUAUGCUAUGUUGCAGAGUAGCAAGAUGUCAAAAGAAGUCAUAGGUGCAAAACAUUCCGUCAUCCAACAAGGAGAUACUUGGACUAACAACAUAUUAUUCAAAUUUGAUGGAGAUUCAGUCGAAUCAGUGAUGAUAGACUACCAAUUGAGCAGAGAAAACAACCCUACGUUCGAUCUCAUGCUCACGAUCUUCGGCUGCAGCGACCAGGAGACGCAGGUGAAAUACUUCAACGACUGGCUCGACUACUACCACUCGGAGUUAGACAAAAGGCUCCACGACUUUGGUCUGAAAGCCAACUACGUGUACCCUAGAGACCAGCUAGACGCUGACAUGAAGAGAUACGCCAAGAGUAUGCUCGGCGGAUUAGUUCUGUCAGCGACGCUUAGUGUAAUGCAACCUUCCAAUGCUCAGAAGGUUAAGGAUUCUCUUGAUGAGCAGUACAAGCCUGUUGACGAUGCAGAAAUGGAAGCUGCUAUUAAAGAAUUUUUGACAUUUGAUGAUAAACAUAAGGAUAUGUACAAGAAGAGAUUGGAAGGAAUUGUGGACAAUUUUAUCAAGUUUGGACUGUUGUAAAGAAUAUAAAAUUGAUGAAAGAUAUUUAUUUCUUAUACAUAAUUAAACUGUAUUGAGUUAACUAACUUGGGUCACUUCGCUACUGUGCCAAGGCUCUGUAGGCAGUAUAAUGCUAUUGCAAAAACGCAUGACCUUGACAUCACGGAAUUCCUAAGUACAGGAAAAAAGUCCUGCAAUUAUUACGUAAUCCCAAUAAAUAAUUAUAAUUAAUCACAUUCACCACCGCAUGUUAUAACAUAAGAUGCUA